AUGAAGGUGCGGGUCCGGCCUCUUGUCUACGGACUCUGCUUCGUCCUGCUUUUUCUUCUUUAUAGGAAGCUUCCUUCUGGAGAAACGGCAAGCAUCGAUCAGCUUCAAUCCAUUCGCGAGUCGCCGCACAGCCAAGUUAACUUCCAUGGAGAUCUUGCUCAUCCUCAAAUGCAUGCAGGUGCGAUUUUAGGGCAACAAGUUGUCAAGCACAAGAAACGAGAGCCGGUUUGGAAAGACUGGCACGACCACGAGUUUAUGCGCGAAGAAGCUGCUCGAACAGGCUUGGGAGAACAAGGACGGCCGGUAGAACUUCUCGAGAAUGAAAAGUUGGACUCGGCGUAUCGAGACAACGGCUUCAACAUUCUCGUUUCCGACAGAAUCGCGCUCGAUCGCAGCCUUCACGACAUUCGCCACAACAGCUGUAAAUCGAAAAAAUAUCAUUCCGACCUGCCAGAUGUCUCCGUAGUGAUUCCUUUCCACAACGAAGGCUUUACCACACUCCUAAGAACCCUUCAUUCCCUCCACAAUCGAUCGCCAGACUCCUUGCUAAGAGAGAUUAUUCUAGUCGAUGAUGCUAGUACUCGCCUGUAUUUAAAAACGGACUUGGAGAAGACCUUGGCAAAGUUUACGAAAGUCAAGCUUAUUCGAAACCCAACGAGACAAGGACUGAUUCGCAGUCGAGUCCGUGGCGUUCAUCUGGCGAAAGGCGAGGUUGUGGUGAUUCUGGACUCGCACGUAGAAGUAGCAAACAACUGGCUCCCUCCGUUGCUUCAUCCGAUCUCGUUGGACCGCAAGACUGUUGUCUGCCCAAUGAUUGACAUCAUCGACAACGAAAACUUUCAAUAUAUCAGCCAGCCUGGCGACGCAAUGCGAGGAGCAUUUGACUGGGAGUUGUACUACAAAAGAAUCCCCAUUCCAAAAGAAAAACGCCCCAAAGAUCCAUCAGAUCCGUUCGAAUCACCAGUUAUGGCAGGUGGGCUGUUUGCGAUCGAACGAAAUUAUUUCUACGAGAUUGGGUUGUAUGACGAAGGUCUCGAAAUUUGGGGCGGUGAGCAGUACGAGCUCUCAUUCAAAAUUUGGAUGUGCGGAGGAAGGAUUCUUGACGCUCCAUGCUCCCGAAUCGGUCAUAUCUAUCGAAAGUUUGUUCCAUAUACUAUUCCCAAUACUGGCGGCCCGAAUUACAAUUAUAAACGAGUAGCAGAAGUCUGGAUGGACGAAUAUGCUGAGUUCUUUUAUAAAAGACGUCCUUAUGUUCGCAAAAUCGAUGCUGGAGAUCUGACGAAGGCCAAGGCUCUCCGUGCGGAACUCAACUGCAAAUCAUUUGACUGGUACAUAAAGAACAUCAUUCCUGACCUGCUCCAUUACUAUCCUCCGAUUCUGCCUCCUUCUGCCGCCUGGGGCCAGUUACGGCAUAUUCAGUCCGGCCUCUGUAUGGAUCCACAAGUCAAAAAGGGUAGUCAAGUAAUUGUGUCGCCAUGUAAGAAAGGAAGCCAUGCCCAGGAUUUGCAACUGACGUGGCGGGAAGACAUCCGACCUGGUCAGACUCCUGAAAGCGCCGUUCGAAUCUGUCUAGACGCAAGUUACCGAAGCAAGAGCAUCCUGACUUGGGACUGUCACAAUCAGCACGGAAACCAGCUGUGGAAGUACAUGGACAAACAACUCGUCCAUCCUUCCUCGAAAAAGUGCGCGACUGUUGACGCCUCCAAACUUUUGAUGAUGCCCUGCUCGCAAGUUGGCGAUCCAGCCUUUCAAUGGCAGUGGGAAAACAUCAACGCUACUCAACUCGAAGACAUGGUAAGAAUCGAAGUGAUGGACGAAGCUUUGGGCACAGUAAAAGAAUACCUUACAGGACGACAAGAAGUUCCUCCUAGAACAAAUGCUCAGAUCUUAAAAGAAACCGGAGUUGGAUUUAUCGGCGGCUUAGUUAUUGGAGCUCUGGUCAAGAAAGUGGGAAAAUUGGCUUUUUCUACUGUUGGCGGUGGAAUCACCUGUAUUUCUGUUCUGACCCAACUUGGAUACAUCAAAGUCGACUGGCCAAAAGUAAAAAACGAUUACAACAAGCUGAAAAGCCGCAAUCCCCAGUUCGAUUUAUCCAAGUACCCGACUGAAGAGAUAAUAAAAGAGAAUGUGCCUCUUUCUUGCGGACUUGCAGGUGGCGCGCUUGUUGCCAUAGCAACAUAA
This is a messenger RNA of Oikopleura dioica, 2181 nucleotides long. Lineage: Eukaryota; Metazoa; Chordata; Appendicularia; Copelata; Oikopleuridae. The record is from the annotation of a GenBank genome assembly.